This is a messenger RNA of Gossypium raimondii (Peruvian cotton), 1054 nucleotides long. RefSeq names its product transcription factor MYB106. The record is from RefSeq and is a predicted model, not a curated record. NCBI's taxonomy places the organism in Eukaryota, Viridiplantae, Streptophyta, Magnoliopsida, Malvales, Malvaceae. The transcript is spliced from 3 exons. Bases 62 to 1003 code for a protein of 313 amino acids.
ACCGUUGUUUCAAUUAUUGGGUACAAGAUUAACGUUCGAUUUUGUGCAAAAGAAAAGAAAAAUGGGGUGGCGGCUGCCGUUUAAUGGGCAUAAGGAGGUGGGUUUGAAGAGAGGGCCGUGGACGGCUGAGGAAGACCAAAUACUAAUGGCUUACAUUCAACAGCAUGGCCAUGGUAACUGGCGUGCCUUGCCUGAGAAAGCUGGACUUAAACGAUGUGGAAAGAGCUGUCGAUUGAGGUGGAUUAAUUACCUAAGGCCUGAUAUCAAAAGAGGAAAGUUUAGCUUACAAGAAGAACACACCAUUAUUCAACUCCAUGCCCUUCUUGGAAACAGGUGGUCAGCAAUGGCAGCUCACUUGCCAAAAAGAACAGACAAUGAGAUCAAGAACUAUUGGAAUACACAUCUCAAGAAAAGGCUGAUAAAGCUUGGCGUUGAUCCCAUGACUCACAAGCCUCGUACAGAUGCCUCAAGCUUCCCAUCUGGUUCAAACUUAACCCACAUGGCUCAGUGGGAAAGUGCUCGGCUGGAGGCUGAAGCUAGGUUGGUCCGUGACUCCAAACAGGUCAUCCCAAACCCCAUCCACCCAAAGAACCACCUUACCCUCAAUCAUAUUCAGCUCAGGCCCAGGUGCCUUGACGUACUCAAAGCAUGGCAAGGCGUAGUUGCAGGCAUGUUUGCCUUCCCCACCCAAGACCUUGGCUCCCCAACUUCAACGCUUAGGUUCCCUGCCAUUGGACUGAAUGCCACUAGCUACACAGAUGGUGAAAUGGGGUUUGAUGAUAGUUUGAAAUGCAUUGAAAACUCGAACCAAAUGAAAGAAAUUGAGGAAACAAUAACGGAUGGCUGCAUUGAUGAAUGGUUUGAGGACUCAUUUAGGGUAGGAAAUUAUGAAAAUGUACCCAUGGCUGUCGGCAGUAGUAAUUGCUGCGACAGUGUAUUCGAUUUGGUGAAUUCUUCACCAUAUGGCUUGUCUAUGUUAUAUGAUCAUAAUGUCAUGAAAUGAAGUUCAACUUUAAUGCAAGUUAAGAAAACAUUAUUAAAAAGAAAAGUUUAA